Molecule: messenger RNA, 2706 nt
Organism: Trypanosoma rangeli
Lineage: Eukaryota; Euglenozoa; Kinetoplastea; Trypanosomatida; Trypanosomatidae
Exons: 1
Coding region: 1-2706 (901 amino acids)
Source: RefSeq, a predicted model, not a curated record
AUGACGAUUCUUUCGAGACCAACUUCCUCCUACUCAUACCUUUCAUGGAAAGUUCUCGUUGGCAGUGUUGAGGACCGCCUCUGCGUUCAGCAACGCACAGACGAGGGAGUCGAGAAAAACAAACAAUUUUUACAUCGCCUGUUAUACCGCAGCACGGAUCUUGUGCAGUACCGAAUUAUUUACUCAUCCGACCCGCUCGACUACGCGGCAGACACGGCGAGGCAAAGUGUGGCUCGAAAGGAGGUAAAUGCGCCACCACGGAUGGUGCUGGCCGUCGCUGACGAUGCUCAAGCUAUUAUGCGCGAGUGGGAAAUAAUUACGCAGUUAUGGAGGAAGUACGUCUUGUCUGACAUGAGUAACGGCCUAACGGUAAACAGCUGGAAAAAGCUGUACGCUCACAUCGCGGAUUCUACCACGCCGGCUGGCACGCCAACAGUGGACAUGGAGCUCACAGCAGACGGUGAUAGAGAGCUGCUAAAAGGAGGAAAUUAUUGUUCCCUGUCUCCCUUCUCCAGAGUCCCAGAGGAAGAAGAGGCGCCAAACCGGGAGCCACUGAAGCAGCAAGAACCGCUGUUAGAUGUCUAUGAUGUCUAUCUUAUUCGUAUAAUGCAUUUAUGGUGUUGGACUUACCCCUUGGGCACACUUCUGUAUUUGUUUUUCUUGGUUAUUGCUUCGAGGUGCGGUGUGAUGCAGUUCCCACUUUUUUGUAUCAUUACGCUCUUGGUUGGAUUUACGUAUCCCCUUCGAUUAAUGGACAGCGGGGAGCUAGCGGGGGGCGGGCGAAUACGUUGUCGGUUGGAAAUGCUGCUCGGUUGGCGCAGCCCUCGACAUGUGGUGGCCUCGCUUAUUGCCCUUGUCAUGGUGGAACACGUGGUGGCGCUCCUCUUUCCAGAGUGGAAUUUGGUGGAGGUGCUUGGGCGUGCAUUGCUCCCCAUGCUGGCUGCAUCGCUUAUGUACAACGGCGUGUUCCACGUCGUGGAGGCGGUGAACCCACAGAUGCCUUUUGAUAGCGUUGAGAAUCACACCUUCAAGACACAGGUCAUUUUGGAGGAAGAAACUCUUCUGGACGGUGAAAAAGGGGGAAAGGAAUUCGUGGUGGAUGGGAACCUGGAAAGGGCGCCACCGGCGCUGGAUGCACGCAAGAAAGCCCUCCGCGAUGAACUGACUCCGGAAGGACCCUUUUCAUCAAUUAUCACUCGCUGCAUCGCGUUUGCCUCGGUGUCGAAUGGUUGGGAGGUGCGAGAGAAGCGUCCGAACGGCGCUGUGGUGUUGGAAAGGCAGAGUAUGUACUCCAAAAAUGCAGCCGUGCUUUUUAUUGCUAACGUCCCACACGCGAAUGUAGGAACACUGCAACACUUGCUGCUAGACGAUCCAGAGUUUACAGAUGCCAAAACAUCCUACGCGUACCAGUACGACAAACUACUGGUCCAACGGGCAAACGUGGCGAUGUUGGGCAUAAACGAGUUGUUGGUUUUAACACGCUACAAAGCGGCUCAGUGGGGCGUUUCCAGCCGAGAGGUACUGAAUUGGGUGAGUUGCGCCAACCUUUUUACCCCGUCGCAGCAGGAUUCACUUGGCCUGCGACGCGACGAUGGCAACGAGUUGCUGGCUUUUGCCCAGUGUGGGGUGGCGUGUGCGGAUGACGUUGUUGUCGCACUUCCACCCGCACCGACCUCGGAGGUCUAUGAGCGUGCAGCGGCACACAUUUACCUUAUUAUGGGUCUUGAGGAGGCAGAUGGCUCCCUGACGCUUCAUGUCUGCUACGACGUGGACCCCAAAGGCCGCAUUCCCAAUCGAUUUCAUGCCUACAUUAACAAACAGCAAGUUGAGAAGGCCGAGGCAAUUAUGACGCUGCUGGGUAAAAUUGGUCCCAAGCAAAAUAUUGUGCGUCCGUAUGUCAACGCGAGGGACUUUGAUCCUAUCAUCCGUCACUCGCCGUCUUGUGGCAACGCAACGUCAAACAAGGAAACCGACGCUUGGGAAAACGCAGGGAUGCUGACUCUCAAAACGACUCCACCUGACACGGAGGUGGAACGGAUUGCAAGGCGCUUUGUACAAGAGCUGUUUCUGCGUGAAUGGAAGUUGCAUUCAGAGAAAAAAGGUAUCACUCUCUGGACAACGAGAACCCCGUGGUCAGAUAGAAAGGCGAUGAGGACAAUUUCAUUUAUUCCUGGUGCGACACUGGGCGAUGUGGAGGCCGUUGUGAACGAUUUGAGUCUUGCACCAAAGCUGGACAGGAGCAUUGAGAGCCAGGUGGUGCUUAAGAAGGUUUCUGAGGCUGUAAUGGUGCUUCGCACAACGUUUCACGCUCCGAUGUGGGGAGUGGCAGCACGUGAGGUAGUAACACGUGCAACGACCGCGUACUACUUUGGUCUGGCCGAAUGCGUCGCACUUGGGCUUCCGCCCAUGAACGGGGUGUGCGAGGGUUCUGUGCUUUUGUGCGUUGGCGAGGACGCAGCGAAGGAGUUUCAAACAACGCCCAAGUAUUGUAGAGGACGUGUGUUUCUCUUUGGUGUCUUGGCGGAGGAGGUGGAGGAUGAGCAGGGGGUUCGGGGCGUUCGCCUCGUGCGAUGCGCGGCGGCGGAUCCUGGCGGCUCUAUUCCGAAUAUAGUCGUUGAUGCCGCGCUUGUGCUCCAGUUGGAAAACGCGGCAAACAUGGUGGAGUUCAUCAAGCAGCAAGCGGCUGCCAGGAAAAACAGUUUGUGA